This is a messenger RNA of Castor canadensis (American beaver), 713 nucleotides long. Lineage: Eukaryota; Metazoa; Chordata; Mammalia; Rodentia; Castoridae. The record is from RefSeq and is a predicted model, not a curated record.
UGUUGGUUGUCUGGGUUUUUUCCUGGUAAUUAGGUUUCUCUUGUAUUUUGUAGAUCUUGUAUCCGGAACCCUGUGGAAAACAUCAUGAAAAUAGUGAAAGGAAUAGGAGAGACUUUCUGCCAACACUAUACUCAAUCAACAGAUGAACAGCCAGGAUCUCACAUGGACUUUGCUGUCAACAGACUAAAGCUGGCAGAAAUUUUAUAUUAUAAAAUAUUAGAGACUGUUAUGGUUCAGGAAACCCGGAGGCUUCAUGGAAUGGACAUGUCGGUUCUUUUAGAACAGGAUAUAUUUCAUCGUUCCCUGAUGGCUUGUUGUUUGGAAAUUGUACUUUUUGCCUACAGCUCACCUCGUACUUUCCCCUGGAUUAUUGAUGUUCUCAAUUUACAACCAUUUUAUUUCUAUAAGGUUAUUGAGGUGGUGAUCCGCUCAGAGGAGGGGCUCUCCAGGGACAUGGUAAAACAUCUGAACAGCAUUGAAGAACAGAUUUUGGAAAGUUUAACAUGGAGUCACAAUUCUGCACUGUGGGAAGCUCUUCAGGCUUCUUCAAACAAAGUUCCUACUUGUGAGGAAGUUAUAAUUCCCAAAACAACUUUGAAAUGGGAAAUGGAGGAAACAUACAAGGACAUCUUCCCCAUGAUGCCAAUGUCUCCUAUAAAUGCAUCCAAGAGUGAAGGAAAGUUCGGCACUGACUGCGGGAGUCUUCCAAAGGG